CCAACAUUCCCCUUUACCCAUUCAACUUUGGAGCAACUUUGUUCCUCAUCACAAAGCCGCCAUAACAAUGGAAGUUUUCGGUGAAGCCUUCAUCCAAGCACCAGAACACAGAGCAGGCUCAAAUUUCACACCCGAAGAACCCGAGGAAAUACCCGUGAUCGAUCUCUCUCGCCUCGAGGACCCCGAGGAUGCCAAAAACGUCGUCUCGGAGAUCGGUAAGGCCUGCGAGAAAUGGGGAUUUUUCCAAGUGAUCAACCACGGUAUCCCCUGCGAGGCAAGGCAACGCGUGGAGAGCGUAGCUAGGGCAUUUUUUGACAUGGGGAUGGAGGAGAAGAUGAAAAUCAAACGAGACGAAGUGAAUCCGGUGGGGUAUCACGACGGCGAACACACGAAGAACGUGAGAGAUUGGAAGGAGGUGUUCGAUGUGUAUUUGAAUAACGAGAUGGUUCUUCCGGCUUCCCCCGAUCCUGAGGAUGAAGGCUUGAGAGUUGUGUACAACAAGUGGCCUCAGCAACCUUCUGAAUUCAGGGGGGCAUGUGAGGAAUAUGCAAGGCAUGCAGAGAAACUAGAAUUUAAGCUUCUUGAACUCAUCUCCUUAAGCUUAGGCCUAACUCAAGAACGUUUCAACGGUUAUUUUGAGAAACAAAUGAGCUUUCUAAGGAUAAAUAGAUAUCCGCCGUGUCCUCGGCCCGAUCUCGCCUUAGGCGUCGGCCGCCACAAAGACGCGGACGUACUGAGCAUAUUGGCUCAAGACCAAGUCGGAGGAUUACAAGUGAGUCGUAGAUCGGAUGGGGUUUGGUUCAACAUUAGACCUAUCCCUCAUGCCCUUGUCAUCAACAUUGGUAAUUGUAUGGAGGUGUGGACAAACGACAAGUAUUGGAGCGCAGAGCAUAGGGUGGUGGUGAAUUCGACAAAGGAGAGAUUCUCAAUACCAUUCUUCAUGAUGCCUUCUCAUGACGUGGAGGUGAAGCCAUUGGAAGAGCUCUCGAGCCACCAAAGCCCUCCAAAGUACAAAGGCUACAAAUGGGGCAAAUUCUACGUCUCCCGCAACCGAAGCGACUUCCGGAAACUACAGCUUGACAACAUUCAGAUUCAUCACUUCAAGCUCCCUGCUUAACUUCAUUUGCUUAUAUAUAUAUAUUAUCAUAUGUGAGAUGGCAAUAACUUUUGUGUGGAUCUAUAUUGUCUAUUGGAAACUAGAAAAAUAAUGAUUAUAGGAUACUAAUGAUAUAUUUUCUUCUUUUUAAA
This is a messenger RNA of Tarenaya hassleriana, 1248 nucleotides long. Its product is annotated as flavonol synthase/flavanone 3-hydroxylase-like. The record is from RefSeq and is a predicted model, not a curated record. NCBI's taxonomy places the organism in Eukaryota, Viridiplantae, Streptophyta, Magnoliopsida, Brassicales, Cleomaceae. The transcript has 4 exons. The coding region runs from base 68 to 1117 and encodes 349 amino acids.